AUGGAGCUGACAGAGAACAGCUUUCCACGAGCCCUUUUUCGCCGUGGCCCCGUCGGCAUGUUGAGUGUGCGGCUCGUCUCGGGCGUCGAGUUGGUGAACUUUGCUGCGGCCGACUUCGAGGCACUGAUACAAGAUGGCGGCAACUCUGUGCGGACACUGAAGCGCCACCUCGCAUUGCUUACAGGAAAGCCACGAUUUCAGCAGCGCCUUCUUUGCGAUGGUAACGUCCUGGACGACUCCGAUCCCCUGUCGCUGCCUUCGUCGCUGCUUUUGGUGCUCGUGCCGUUCGCUGAGCCGGAGGAAGGGCAGCUGCUUAGGUUCAAGACGGCGGUGGAGAACAACGAUGCAAAGGUCGUGGAGGCUUUUCUACAGCGUCCGCAAGAUCCGGAGACUCGCCUGGAGCCAGGAAGCCUGCCGGGACUUGCAGUGGCAGCCCGGAAUGACUGUGCACGGCCCAUUCCGGUCUUGCUCGAAGCUCGUGCCAACAUCGAGCGGGUGCACAACAACGGCCUGACAGCCCUGCACAUCGCCAUCAACCUGGGUCACAUGGAGGCCGUGCGCUGCCUGGUGGCCUGCAGGGCGGAUCCGGAGAAGGCAACCAAGUCUGGCACAACGCCGCUGUGUGUAGCCUCUGUCCGUGGGCACCUUGACCUUGUGCGUGUUCUGGUGGAGGGGGGAGCAAACCUGAAGAAAGCGGAUCCUGGUGGCGCAAGUCCGCUUCACAUGGCGUGUUUUUUCGGCCAUUUCCAGCUCGCAAGGUGGCUGGUUCAGGCCGGGGCGGAGUGCCAUCGGCCGGAUCUCCGGGGUGCCACGCCGUUCCACAUCGCCUGCAGCAGCGGGGAGCUCAAGAUCGCACGCUGGCUGCUGACCCUCCGGGCGGAGGUGAACAAAACCUGCUCCGAUGGAUCAACAGCUCUGCUUUUGGCCUGCAGCCAUGGCUCAGCUGCUGUUGUGCGCCUGUUGCUCGAGAAUGGAGCUGACAUGACCAUGACGGACAGAGAGGGAACAUCGGCCCUCCACCGUGCAUGUUCAGACGGAUACCUGGAGAUUGCGCGAGUGUUGCUCGAUGCCGGCGACGACAUCGACAAGUCGAACAAGCACGGCUUAGGACCCCUUCAUUUGGCGUGCGCGCACGGCCACGUGAAUGUCGUGCGGACUCUUCUGUACCUGGGGGCCGAUAAGGACAAGCGCGACAGCGAGGGCUCUACACCGCUGCACGUGGGCUGCGUCAGCGGCCAUCUCGACGUCGUACGUUUGCUGGUGAAGCAUGGCGCCAACAAAGACGCAGAUCAGGAGGGCACGACGCCGGUAAUGAUGGCAAGCUCCUGUGGCCACCUGAAGGUGGUGCGGUUCUUGGUCCAAGCGGGCGCCGAUCCGAGAGGGAUCGCGCAGCUGCCAGAAAGGUCCAGUCCUCGCAGGAAGACCUGGCCGGUGCAAAGCUGGCUUCAGAACGGUCUUGGCAAAGUCACCACGAUGCUGAGCCAGACAUCUUGCACUGCCACUGCCAAAGAAGGAGGGGGAUAG
Messenger RNA from Symbiodinium sp. CCMP2456, 1524 nucleotides. The record is from the annotation of a GenBank genome assembly. Lineage: Eukaryota; Dinophyceae; Suessiales; Symbiodiniaceae.